This is a messenger RNA of Syngnathus acus (greater pipefish), 1282 nucleotides long. It is a transcript of the gene eif6, whose product is annotated as eukaryotic translation initiation factor 6. Gene Ontology annotation, molecular function: ribosomal large subunit binding. Gene Ontology annotation, biological process: maturation of LSU-rRNA; assembly of large subunit precursor of preribosome; cytosolic ribosome assembly. Gene Ontology annotation, cellular component: preribosome, large subunit precursor; cytosol; nucleolus. The transcript is spliced from 7 exons. The coding region runs from base 29 to 889 and encodes 286 amino acids. The record is from RefSeq and is a predicted model, not a curated record. Lineage: Eukaryota; Metazoa; Chordata; Actinopteri; Syngnathiformes; Syngnathidae.
UACGUCAUGACGUACAGGGGUCAGCGUAAUGACGCCAUCACGUACAAGCGGAGCGGAAGUGAGCACACGAGACCACAGAAAACACGCGCACGUUGUACGAAAAUUUGAGAGACCAAUUUUGUCCCGCAGUCAAGCUCUUUGCAACGCAAUGGCCGUUCGAGCAUCCUUCGAGAAGAACAACGAGAUCGGCUGCUUCGCCAAACUCACCAACACGUACUGCCUGGUGGCUAUCGGCGGAGCGGAAAACUUUUACAGCGUGUUCGAAGGCGAGUUAUCCGAGACUAUCCCGGUGGUCCACGCUUCCAUCGCGGGAUGCCGCAUUAUCGGACGCAUGUGUGUGGGGAACCGUCACGGCCUGCUGGUCCCUAACAACACGACAGACCAGGAACUGCAGCACAUCUGCAAUUGUCUUCCUGCCUCGGUCAGCAUCCAGAGAGUGGAAGAGCGCCUUUCGGCGCUCGGCAACGUCAUCGCAUGUAACGACUACGUGGCGCUCGUCCAUCCGGAUCUGGACAGGGAGACAGAGGAGGUUCUGUGCGACACCCUGAAGGUGGAGGUGUUCCGCCAUACUGUGGCCGAUCAGGUUUUGGUGGGCUCCUACUGCGCCUUCAGCAACCGGGGUGGCCUGGUGCAUCCCAAGACCUCCAUCGAGGACCAGGAUGAGCUGUCCUCGCUUCUGCAGGUGCCCCUGGUGACGGGCACGGUGAACCGGGGCAGCGAGGUGAUUGCGGCGGGAAUGGUGGUCAACGACUGGUCGGCGUUCUGCGGACUGGACACCACCAGCACCGAGAUGUCCGUGAUCGAGAGCGUCUUCGGGCUGGGCGACAACGCGCGGCCCUCCGCCUUCACCGCCGCCAUGAGGGACUCGCUCAUUGACAGCAUGGCGUAAGAAGAGCAGCAGUCACAUGCCAUGUCACAUUUUGGACUUUGGGGGCGUGUCAUCAAGGGACACUUGAACGAGAUGGUGGCCUCAUCUCACCGCAAGGGGGCGGCCCGUCUGCCCCAUUCACCCGCCCCAUUCGACCACGAUUGCUCCGGUUGGCUGCGCAACAUUUGGCGGGCACGUCAAGAGCCGUCGGCAAUGAGCUCACAUGCUGUCAUGACAUCACGGCCUUCAGUUAUACGCUUAAGAAACGCAUUUUGUUUGAGCUCACUCAAACGAAGGCACAGACGGGCAGAUUGUCACUUUCCUUUUUCUUUCCCAAUGACAGUGCCGACGUCCUCCAAGGCUGUUAGUCAGCAUCAAAGUUGAUGGCAAUAAAAAGACAACUUUUCAACUGUG